Messenger RNA from Colletotrichum scovillei, 3430 nucleotides. Its product is annotated as stress-activated map kinase-interacting protein. The transcript has 3 exons. Gene Ontology annotation, biological process: TORC2 signaling. NCBI's taxonomy places the organism in Eukaryota, Fungi, Ascomycota, Sordariomycetes, Glomerellales, Glomerellaceae. Gene Ontology annotation, molecular function: phosphatidylinositol-4,5-bisphosphate binding. The record is from RefSeq and is a predicted model, not a curated record. Bases 197 to 2605 code for a protein of 802 amino acids. Gene Ontology annotation, cellular component: TORC2 complex; cytoplasm; plasma membrane.
CGAAGCUACCCCUCGGCGGCCAGUUGUUUCCUUCUCCUCACAUUUCUCACCAAACUUCCUUUGCCAUUCUGUGAGCUGAGCUCGCAAUUAUGUUCUUUUCCCGAUCGCGGGCGUGGCUUCUUUCGAUCUGACAGCCCUUGGGAUGAUCCGUUACUGACCAUUUCCUUUCAUUCCCCGUUGACCGGUAGCGCCCAUUAUGUCGGUCAUUCAGAACGAAGAGCUAGUUGCGUACCAGCUACGCUGCGGCUACCUCACUGAGAUCGCCGAUGGAGUAGGAGAGCGACUGAUCACCCUUAAUGAGGGGUUCAUGAACUCCUCAGCUUUCAAGGCGGUCGCAUGGCAAGCCAACCCCGAUCUCGUCAAACGAUGUUACUCCCCUCCGAUUCCAACCGCGAUUGCGUCCGAAUAUUUCCAAGCCCCUAGACAGGCUGGAGUGACCCUUGAAGAUGAGCCCGACGAAGCUGGAAUGUUGACCGGAGGAGGCACCGAUACGCUUGGCCCCGGUCUUGCUACAAGAAGAAGGAGGCGGCGGGAGAACCUUGAAGAUGACGAUAGUAGCGAUCUGAGCGAUGAGAGUGAUGACGAUGAUGCCGGCCAGCGAGCGGCCCAGCAGAUCAAGUUCGCCAAGAUGCCCGUUCGAUCGAGGGCCGGCUCCAGUCCGAUUCAGUCAUCGCAAAUCAAGCAAUCCCCAGCUAUGUCUCCUCGCGCAGCCCCCGGCGCACGUCGAGGCUCGCAAUCUGCGUUGGAAGUCGUCAAGGAAAGAGCACGAAGGGAUACAGUGACCAGCAGCGAGGUAUCAUCCGAGAACGAGUUUGACGCGUCCGGGUUCCACAAGCAGCGAGAGGCAGCUAGAGCUGCGGCCAAGUCAGUCAAGCUUCAGGCUAAGAUUCUUGAAGAACCUAGUCUUGGUAUCAAGCGCGCUGGCACGCAGUUGCUACCAGAGGAGGAAGAGGAUGAUUCCGACGGAUCAGACAUGUCUGGCGCCUACAUCGAAAGUAUCGACUCGGCCUCUAUUCUGGAUGCCGUUGAGAACCCGGAGCCUCCCCCGCACAAGCAAGUCGUUGGAACACCUCCCCGAGAGUUCACGAGAACCUCUACUAUUCGAAAGUCGCAAGCGCCACCUCGGAUCUUGCAGGCUCUACCACCACCUCGUCCCAUGAGCACAAUUCGGCCCAUGAGCAUGAUUCAACCUAAGAGUCUGCUUUCUGCCGCUCUCAGGGCUCGGAAGACAAAGCCAAAGGUUCCUUUCGAGGGAUUUGCGGCACUUUCGGGCCAGGGCGAGAACAAUCCCAUUGCAGUCCGCAUCUAUGCUGCCUUCUCUGAAAGCCCUACGAAACCGUUUGAAGUCCCCAUCAGACGCAUGGUGCAUCAUGGCGAGGGUGGCGAUCGGCCCGUCACUGUGGCAGAUCUCAUUGGCCUUGCACUUUGGAGAUACAACGAGGAGAAACGGCAGCCACCUAUACCUGUCGAUAAAGCCAACAUCAACUGGUUCACGCUGAGAAUGGUGGAAGAGGACGGAGAGGUCGAUGAUGACUUCCCGCCCUUUGAGCGCAACAAGGCCCUGACGUCUUUCACCACAGCAAACAACCGAGCUGCCGGAAGAAUGCGAGCCAACUCCAAGACUUAUGAUAACUUUGGAUUGGUCCAAGCGAGUCAAUCCGAGUACGCCGAGAACCAGAGUAUUACUCCGCAAGAGGAAGAAGAGCCGGCCGAGGAAGUUGAUGAAGACUUGACUCCGCGCAACACUCCGCAGCCGAAUCUCAACUCGUUCCUUCCCGUCGCCACAGAGCCUCGCCCGAACCCUGUCACGAAUACUACCUAUCGUCAACAGCAUAGUAUGUUCGCCGACGCACCUCAGGCGCCAGCCGCGGCGCCCAACACGAGCCGGGGUCAACAGAAGCUUUUGCGCGUACACCUCCACUCGACGGAUGUGGCUCCUGGUCAGCUGGUCACGCUAGACACCACGACGGAGACGUACAUGGCCGAGGUGCUGGACAUGGUCUGCCGCAAGAGACAGCUGGACAAGGCCAAUCAUGUCCUCAAGAUGCCCGGCGGCGGCCCCGUCAUCCUGCUUGACACCAAGGUCGCGGCAAUCGGCAGCUUGUCGGAUCUGGAGCUGCAUCGACGCCGUUUCGCUACAGACGGCCCACUCGCCAUGACUGGAUCCCCUGGAAGUGCUUCGCCAAAGCUUCUCCCCUUUGUGGGUGAUCAGCCUGGCCGCAAGUCCAAGAAGCCGCAUAUUAUGGGAAGUCACCCGCUGGCUCAAGAGGCCAUCAAGCAGGCAGAGCUUACCAGCGCAUAUCACAAGGCUUGGGUCGUAUGGCGUUUGCGUACCGUCCGGAUGAUAACACAAUCCGAAAAGCGAUUCGAAAUCGAUGGAGAGUACGUGCACAUCAAACCCACGACGAGAGAUUCCAAAACGACCACGGCGCACAUUUCUCAAGUAAUUGGAUGCAAGGUGUCUAGCAAGCACCCGAACCAAUUCAAGCUGUUUAUCUACCGGGAUACCGAGAGUAAGCGCUACGACUUCGAAGCCAAAUCGGUGGAAGAAGCGCAUGAGAUCGUCAACGAACUUAAGAAGGGAGUUGCACAGGUUAUGGGCUGAGCACCUUGAUAUGGGCUGAGCACCUUGAUCACACUUCGCAUGAUCUGAGGAAUACGGGGCUGCAUCACAUCUGAGCUGUCUUGUUUCCGCCACAACACUACGCCACGUAUACACCGCCACACACACCAACUGUUCAGUGACGUUGCGGAAGAAGCGGCGUCGAACAUUUGGAUGGGCUGAAUGAAGAUCCACUCCAAUUGCUGACUAGAACGGGCUUCGGUUGGUCGGGAUGAAUCCACCCUCCGUGCUGUAGGUAUGCCGGACACGGUGAUUACGCGUCACCGCCAUUGGGGGGUGGGUGGCCACUCUCUCACUGCUUAAAGGUAUGUUAGCAGGGGAAACUUGCUGUCACUGCGGACUCUUCGCCUUCCUCGCGAUUGGGGAACGAGAAUUAUGUAAUAUGUACCACGGCCGGAGGAGCCAGAGAGACAAACAGGGUUGGGCCCCCUUGCGGUAGAAAAUGUGGAAAGGGAUGGAGGAAAUGGGGAUGGUCUCUUUCUGGGUGUGGGGUACAUGUCCAAUUAAGGUUCGCAUCCUGGCCUCUGCGUCAUGCAGAUCAAUACGAUUGGAGCCGCGGGCCGGGAUACUUGGCGCCGCGGUCGCGCUCUCUGCUUUGGUCGGGCUCGGCAAGGCUAGGCACAUUUCGGUUAUGAAGGGAAAGUCUGGGACACCUAAGGUCUGGACACAACGCCAGGGAGAGAGGAUGAUGGCACGAUGGAUGGGCGAGAUGAGGCAAAUAGAGGCCAGGGAAUUGGGGGGAAGGGAGAGGGGAUUGUCAGUACAUGAGCUGACACUAUUUUCCCUCUCAGAUCCCUUUGCGGCAGG